AUGCUAUCAGAUGGUAGCACAUAUACCCCAAAGGAUUCCAAUGGUACACAGUUCAUCGUUCGUAGGAGUAAGGUUGAUGCUUCUGAAUUUUACCAAUUUAUACAUGCUGCAGAAAAUAAUGCAAGGUUUAAGGUUGAAAGUGUUACUUAUGGAGAAAACACUGCCCUAAAUAACAUUAAAAGUGCUUAUUCUAUAGACAGUUUAUCGGCAUAUUACUAUGGGAAUAAUCAUACAUAUGACGACCUUAUCCUUGUUCAGUUCGGCGAGGGGAAUAACUAUUAUCAAUGGAGUGAUAGUUAUAAUUGGAUUCCCCAUUCAGGACCAAUUAGUGAUUUUAUAGAGACCCUUGGCAAGGAAAAUUGUAAGAGAAAGCAAGGUCAUAUCAUAAAUCUCUCUGAGAAGGGUCGUACCAACAAUACUUACCAAUGUCCUAGUUGUAGCUCUAUUAACAUUGCUGUAUCACCAUCUGAUAAAAGUGAGCUUGGUUACUCAUUGUAUGGACAUACAAUUUCUGGAGGAAAUACUUCCAUUUCUGGAUUCAAAGAUGAACGCGAUUACCAGACAGGGUUCUCAUCAUUGAAGGGGUAUAGUAAUGUAAAGAUUUUCUGGUAUCCUGAAAACAGUGGAAGUCCUCUCUUGAUCUACCUUCCGGGAUUAUCCACCAGUUGGUAUAAAAGAAAAACAAAAGAUGAUAACGAGUGGGAAGAAGUAAAGGAAAAUGCUCCAUUUAGUGACAAUGAUUCUUCUAAGAUUCUUAAACUUCUGAAGAAAAUAAAUGGAGAAAGUGAGGGACCCUCUGGAGGAGCUAUAGCAGGUUAUACUGCCACAGGUGUAAUGACUCCAUUGGCCACCGCUGAAGCAGUAAACUAUACACUUAACACUGGCUGGAGUCUAAUUAGAAGGGUAAUGGCUAUUUUUAAUGCUGCUGUAUAG
Theileria equi strain WA is the source of this 933-nucleotide messenger RNA. RefSeq lists its product as hypothetical. The transcript is spliced from 2 exons. Lineage: Eukaryota; Apicomplexa; Aconoidasida; Piroplasmida; Theileriidae. The coding region runs from base 1 to 933 and encodes 310 amino acids. The record is from RefSeq and is a predicted model, not a curated record.